AUGAAUUACUCUACAGGGAACUUCACACCUGACACAUCUACAAACUCCACAACUCAGUCUCUUGGGCUAAUAGACUGUCUGGAAAUCUGUGUAUCCAGCAUCAAUUUCAUGUUUGGUCUUCCAACACACUCCUAUGUGAUCUGGCUCAUCAUCACAGGAACAGGAAGUGGAGCUACAUCAGAGUUCUUCAUCCUCAAUCUGUCUGUCUGUGAGAUUGGUAACUGUCUGAACUGUUUGUUUUAUAGUGUAAAUUAUUUUAUUUCAAGUAUCACAUUGUUGCCACAAUUUUUACUAGGACUGGUCUUCACUGGUCGUCCUCUGUUUCAGUGUCUGAUGUGUGUUGAGCGUUACCUGGCAGUGGUUCAUCCUGUAAUUUUUCUAAAGUUUAAACCUCUCAGAUAUAGAGUGAUCUGCUGCACUGUGGUCUGGAUAAUCACUCUUGGAUCCUGUAUUUAUAGUGUGUUUUGUUUGAUCUCAAAUAUCCAUUAUGUAUUUACAUGGUUCUUCUCGCUGCAGUUCCUUCUCCUCUUCUCCAUCCAGUUGUUUUGUCUUGUAGCUGUUCUUAGAGCUCUGAAGCAGUCAGGACCAGGAGAGAGAAGGAAAGAAAGAAAUGAGGAAAACGACAUAAAGAGAAGAGCGUUUUAUCUCAUUCUUAUAACUUCUGUAAGCACGUUUAUCACACAUGUCUCAUAUAUUUUCACUGGAUUCUUUAGCAUUCUAAAGCAGAAUAUUCAAACACUUUGGUUCAUUUCUAUGGUUUGUUAUGCGCUGGAUGGUUUUGUUCAGCCUGUUCUUUAUCUGCACCGUGGUGGAAAACUCUCUUGUCUCUGUUCUCUGUAA
Molecule: messenger RNA, 840 nt
Organism: Cyprinus carpio (common carp)
Lineage: Eukaryota; Metazoa; Chordata; Actinopteri; Cypriniformes; Cyprinidae
Product: hydroxycarboxylic acid receptor 2-like
Biological process (GO): phospholipase C-activating G protein-coupled receptor signaling pathway; positive regulation of Rho protein signal transduction
Cellular component (GO): membrane
Molecular function (GO): G protein-coupled receptor activity
Source: RefSeq, a predicted model, not a curated record